AUGACAGCAGCACCACGUGUUGCGUGGAAGGAUAAAAAGGCAAAGACCCCUGUUGUCGUUGUCUCCACUCACGCAACUGCUCAUCAUAUGGAGGAGCAUCAAACAAGCAGAGGACGACUAGCCCACAAACCCUCGGUCGUCCAUUCCGACAACGACAACAUGAAUGGAUGUGACAGCGUCGACCAAAAUGCUGGCUAUAACAGCGUGUUUGAAAGAAAAACAUACAAGUGGCGGAAAAAGCUGUUCCAUUGGAAAGUGGAACUUGUUCAGUUGAACGCUUUGGUUUUGUACAAUGAAACGCGCCAACAACGUGUCAGUCUCAUUACAUUAAAAAAGAUGCUGAUCUCUGAGCUUGUUAACCAGGCAGUGGACAUGAUGCAACAGAAACAGGGCUCCUGCCAUGGACUCCCCACCAAAAAGGAGGUUUCAAGAAAAAAUUCUUAA
Molecule: messenger RNA, 444 nt
Organism: Aplysia californica (California sea hare)
Lineage: Eukaryota; Metazoa; Mollusca; Gastropoda; Aplysiida; Aplysiidae
Exons: 1
Coding region: 1-444 (147 amino acids)
Source: RefSeq, a predicted model, not a curated record